AUGGCGACGACACAGCUCAAAUCCGAUGCGAUCAUGGAUAUGAUGAAGCAGCAUCUCUCCACCGAUGCUGGUAAAGAGCUCACGGAGAAGAUCGGUCUCGUUUAUCAGAUCAACGUCGCUCCCAAGAAAUUAGGGUUUGAAGAGGUUACUUACAUCGUGGAUCUGAAGAAAGGGGAAGUCACCAAAGGAAAAUACGAAGGAGGGAAAGUGGAUGCUACUUUCUCCUUCAAAGAUGAUGACUUUGUCAAAGUUGCUACUGGCAAGAUGAAUCCUCAGAUUGCUUUCAUUAGGGGUGCGAUGAAGAUAAAGGGUAGUCUCAGUGCUGCACAGAAGUUCACCCCUGACAUUUUCCCAAAGCCUUCAAAGUUGUGA
Molecule: messenger RNA, 372 nt
Organism: Eruca vesicaria subsp. sativa (arugula)
Lineage: Eukaryota; Viridiplantae; Streptophyta; Magnoliopsida; Brassicales; Brassicaceae
Source: the annotation of a GenBank genome assembly